GUUUAUGUUAUUUUCGAAUACACUUUAUUUUAUCACCUUAUCACCUCCUCCGCCGCCGUCCAAAACUCGCCGGAAAACGCCAAGUUAUCUCCGGCGAGCCAAGCAAUGUCACAAAUUCCAAGCCUCUCGCUUCAAACCGCCCCCAAAACUCUGCUUCUCCGCCAUAUUUCCGCCUCCAAGAGCUCAAUUCCCGUAAAACCCAAUUCCUUUUCUCCGAUUCCAAACGCGAUUUCGCGAAACUACCGAGAUGUCAAACGGGGCUCUUUGAUCGCCGUCGGUUGCUCAACUUCGUCUCCCUUCAUAGGGAGGGUUGGCCUGCACAAACGUGAGGGAAAUUUCACGCUGCUUUCAUUCGGCGCCGAGAACACGAUUACGGCGGAGGAUAAAUCCGAUGGCUCUCAGGCUUUGUCGGCGCUGCUUCCGGUCGUCGUGGCUCUCACCGCCGUCUCCGCUCUUUGGAAGCCAUCGACGUUCACUUGGGUGUCGCGAGAACUGUACGCUCCUGCACUCGGAGGAAUCAUGUUGUCUAUUGGGAUUCGACUCUCCAUUGAUGAUUUUGCCCUAGCUUUCAAGAGACCUUUACCACUAUCCGUUGGAUUUAUAGCUCAAUAUGUUUUGAAGCCUGCCCUUGGUGUGUUCAUCGCACGUGCCUUUGGGAUGUCCCCGAUGUUCUACGCUGGUUUCGUUUUGAUGGCGUGUGUUUCAGGGGCACAGCUGUCUAGCUACGCUAGCUUCUUGAGCAAGGGAGACGUGGCCUUGAGCAUCCUCUUGACCAGCUCCUCAACCAUUGCCUCUGUUCUCGUCACUCCUCUUUUAACUGGCCUUCUUAUUGGCUCUGUUGUCCCAGUCGAUGCUGUAGCAAUGUCAAAGUCGAUUUUGCAGGUGGUUCUUGCUCCUAUCGCUCUUGGCUUGGUGCUGAACACUUAUGCCAAACCUGUUGUAUCCGUUCUGCAACCUGUGAUGCCAUUUGUCGCGAUGGUCUGCACUUCAUUGUGCAUUGGAAGUCCACUUGCCAUAAAUAGGAGCCAAAUCCUUUCGGCUGAGGGGCUGAGAUUGGUUGGUCCAGUGCUGGCGUUUCAUGCAGUUUCGUUUACCUUGGGAUAUUGGGCCGCCAAGAUUCAACCUCUCAGGUUAGAAGAAGAAGUUUGCAGAACAAUAUCACUGUGCACAGGAAUGCAGAGCUCAACCCUAGCAGGCCUUCUUGCAACUCAGUUUCUCGGAAGCACCCAAGCCGUGCCCCCAGCUUGCUCUGUAGUUGCCAUGGCCAUCAUGGGCCUCUGCCUCGCCUCCUUCUGGGGCAACGGGUACAGAAUCAGAGACUUGCUGGCGUGCCUGGUCCCACGGACUGGUUCGCCCGCCAGUGCCUGAGGUAACUGCUCAUUUUAAUUUUGCGUAGUCCCAACCCGCCACGCCACAGGGAUAGUAUAGUUCAACUAUGGGGUAACAAGUAUAGCUGCAGAGAGUAUAGUUAAUUUAAAUAGAGGUUUUGGUUUGUUUUUUCUUGCUUUAUCCACACUUGAUAUUCUUUAUGUAUAGACUGUAGUGAUCUAAUUUUAUAUAGAAAUUGAUGGAGUAUAAGUUUCGACUUUCUCAA
Molecule: messenger RNA, 1594 nt
Organism: Salvia hispanica
Lineage: Eukaryota; Viridiplantae; Streptophyta; Magnoliopsida; Lamiales; Lamiaceae
Product: Sodium Bile acid symporter family
Cellular component (GO): membrane
Source: RefSeq, a predicted model, not a curated record